Messenger RNA from Aspergillus homomorphus CBS 101889, 1115 nucleotides. Its product is annotated as 3' exoribonuclease family protein. NCBI's taxonomy places the organism in Eukaryota, Fungi, Ascomycota, Eurotiomycetes, Eurotiales, Aspergillaceae. The record is from RefSeq and is a predicted model, not a curated record. Gene Ontology annotation, cellular component: nuclear exosome (RNase complex); cytoplasmic exosome (RNase complex); nucleolus. Gene Ontology annotation, biological process: U4 snRNA 3'-end processing; nuclear mRNA surveillance; rRNA catabolic process. The transcript is spliced from 2 exons. The coding region runs from base 74 to 1033 and encodes 319 amino acids.
CAUUAUCUGCCCACUCGCUGCUUUCCCUUCGGUCACUUGUCUCAACUGAUCGCAGGACGCAAAGACAUGUGUAAUGACUGACAGACGAAGAAUCAAUGGGCCGCCUAGCGGCACGAGGCCUGCGGUGUUCGCCUCCUCUCUCAAGUCCACCUCCGGCGCUGUCAUAGAAAGACCUCGGCGUCAUAGACAACCUAAUGAGUUGCGCAAGAUCUUCCUCAAGACGGGGUUGAUCCCUUCAGCUUCCGGCUCCGCAUACCUCGAAUACGAACCGUCUGCCUCCCUCGCCGCAGCUCGUUCCUCCCCUAAGUCCUUGAUCCCCCCCUCGUCGGCGCUGAAGCUCGCCUGUACCGUCCAUGGACCGAAACCCCUCCCCCGGUCGGCGACCUUCUCGCCCAACCUCGUCCUUACAACCCACGUGAAAUACGCGCCCUUCGCUGCCCGCCAACGGAAGGGACACAUCCGGGACGCCAGCGAACGCGACCUGGGCGUGCACCUUGAGACUGCGCUCCGAGGCGUCAUCGUCGCGGAACGGUGGCCGAAGAGUGGCCUGGAUAUCACGAUCACCAUCCUCGAGGCCGAAGACGAUCGUUGGUGGGGGGAUGCGCCCGACUCGCACGACGCUCCCUGGGGCAUGAUGAACGUUCUGGCCGGGUGUAUCACGGCCGCGUCCGCAGCCAUUGCCGACGCGCGCAUCGACUGCUUGGACCUGGUGGCGGGCGGCGUGGCUGCCAUCGUCUCUGACGACGAAGUCACCGAGGAGGGAAAACGAACGCCCAAGUUGAUGCUGGAUACGGAUCCGGCCGAGCACAAGUCCAUUCUGUCUGCGUGCGUGGUCGCUUACAUGCCUGCUCGGGACGAGAUUACCGAGAUCUGGCUCAAGGGCGAUCACUCCAAGGCUUCUUUGGGGGUGGAUGAUAGCAGUCUGAACCAUGAAGCGCUGAUUGAUGGAGCGGUCAAUGCGGCGCGCGGAGCUCACACCGUCCUUGUCGAAGCCGUCAGGGAAUCGGCUGAACGCUACGCUGGGUUGACGUGACGACAGGCGACUUGUGAAAAGGAAGCAAGAAGCAUUAAUGAAAUAUAGCGGAUCAAAAGAAUAAUGCCAUGCUGUUGUCGAU